AUGAAGUUCUCAGUGUUGUUUUCCGUUUUCUGUGCCAGUGUCGCCUCCGGAAUGUGCAUUGUUAGAUUCGACCAAGAUUUCCCCAUCCCAGUGGAUACCACGCAGCCCGUCGGCGAUUUUAUGUGCAAUCACGCGGAGCUAUGGCUUCACAAGUUCAGUAACGGCACUGUUGCGUUGGAGUCAAUCGACGACAACAGCAUCGUGCAGAUCAUUCCAGAUGACUCUGUGUUCGCGCAAACAGCCGAGGAUUCAGGCUACCUUCAAUCCACGGACGACGACGAACUCGAGUGGGCACCAGCUUAA
This is a messenger RNA of Lachancea thermotolerans CBS 6340, 303 nucleotides long. RefSeq names its product KLTH0D16808p. The record is from RefSeq and is a predicted model, not a curated record. Lineage: Eukaryota; Fungi; Ascomycota; Saccharomycetes; Saccharomycetales; Saccharomycetaceae. The coding region runs from base 1 to 303 and encodes 100 amino acids. The transcript has a single exon.